Molecule: messenger RNA, 2886 nt
Organism: Seriola aureovittata
Lineage: Eukaryota; Metazoa; Chordata; Actinopteri; Carangiformes; Carangidae
Product: organic cation/carnitine transporter 2-like
Exons: 11
Coding region: 699-2351 (550 amino acids)
Biological process (GO): transmembrane transport
Cellular component (GO): membrane
Molecular function (GO): transmembrane transporter activity
Source: RefSeq, a predicted model, not a curated record
AAUACUGUUGUGUAAUCAGCGUCUGGAUAUGCCGCACCUGUCAGGUGAAUGUAACACAAUUGUGAACAAAAAGAGAAAAAGAGAAAAGAGAUAGAGAGAGAGAGAGACAGAGAGACACAGAGAGAGAGACAGACAGAGAGAGAGACAGACAGUAGUAAUACCACUGGUUAGACCGGUUUAGCAGCUUUGGGAGCCAAGACCUCUGUUCUUUUUUUUUUAUGGUUUCUUGUCAAUGGAUAUUAACUUCUAAAUUUUUAAUGGACAAUGAACUCAAUUCAUCCCAAGUUGCAUCAAGUGGCCUUUUGAUUUCACGUUUCUUUGAUUUUGAUUGUGGGAAUGUAGGGAGUUCAGCUGGUAUGCUUGUUUUACCUUGCACAGGGCGGCUUGCUGGAGGCAGGUAGCAGCAUGACUCCACUUACGCUGCAGAAAAAAACCCCAGGGGGUUUAUGAUAUAACUUUACUAUACUGCGGAACACAGUGCCAGAAGACAGUGGAUACAAGAGCAGUCUUAGAAAGAAGUGGAUGAUUUGGCUGACACCAUAACUUUUAUGUAUCACUGGGAAUGUUUCCACCAAGUCAAAUUCCUCUGUACAUUGUUGAUUUGGAAAGUAAGGCGGUAAAGGAUAUUUGACUCUGCAGGAGACGGUUGCAGGAAGACAGUGAAGAGUAGUCUCAAAAAGAAGAGGAUACUUUUGACUAUGAGGGAUUAUGAUGAGACCAUAGCUUUUCUGGGUCAAUGGGGACGGUUUCAGAAAGUUAUCUUCUUCCUGCUCUGUGCCAGCAUCAUGCCCAAUGGAUUUGGCUCUUUCACCCUUGUCUUCCUGAUGGAUGUACAGAGUCACCGCUGCCAGGUGGUUGACGUCAACCUCACAGAGGACUGGCAUAAAAGCACCAUCCCAAUAAUGGUGGUGAAUGAGAAAGAGGAGCUGAGCAGAUGCAGCAGAUACAAGCUGGAUGUGGUCAGAAAUCUCUCUGCUCAGGGAUACAUUCCUAGCAGGGACAUCAACCUCACAGACCUGGAGCAGGAGGACUGUGUGGACGGGUGGAGCUACAGCACAGACAUCUACCAAUCCACCAUUGUCUCUGAGUUUGACCUGGUGUGCAGUGAGCAGUGGAAGCAGCCAUUGACCUCCACAGUUUACUUCCUGGGAGUUCUUGUUGGAUCCUUCUUUUCAGGACAGCUCUCUGACAGAUUCGGAAGGAAACCAAUUCUUUUCGCAACCACAGCAGUCCAGACUGUUUUUACCUUUGCUCAAGUCUUCUCUGUUUCAUGGACUAUGUUCAUCAUCCUCCUCUUCUUUAAUGGUUUGGGGCAAAUAUCCAACUUUGUAGCUGCUUUGGUGCUAGGAGCUGAGAUCUUUACUGGCAAUGUGCGUGUCCUUUACUCAUCUCUAGGCACAUGUUUAGGCUAUGCUGCUGGCUACAUGCUGCUGCCUCUUUGCGCUUACUAUUUAAGGGACUGGAAAUCUCUCCUGUUGGCUUCGUCUGCGCCUGGCCUGGCCUACCUCCCCCUCUGGUGGUUAAUCCCAGAGUCCCCUCGGUGGCUGCUCUCUCAGGGAAGAGCGGAGGAGGCUGAAGCCAUAUUGAGAAAGGCUGCUAAGUGGAACAAAGUUCAGGCUCCUAGGGUCAUCUUUGAAGAUUAUAGUAUUAAUAAGGCAAAUACACACCUGAAGGUACACCACAACGUCUUCGAUCUGCUGAGGAAGCGCGACAUCAGAACCACAACCCUCAUUCUCUGUUUGGUGUCGUUUACCACGACUAUUGGGUACUAUGGCCUGUCCUUCAGCACAUCCCAACUCCAUUCUGACCCCUACAUCAGCUGUUUCAUCUCAGCAGCUGUGGAGAUCCCAGCAUACAUUUCCAGCUGGUUGGCCCUGCGAUAUUUUCCACGACGGCUGUCUAUCGCCAGCACCUUGCUCCUUGGAGCAGUGUCACUGUACCUCAUUCAACUGUUGCCUCAAAAUCUACCAUACCUGCCUCUUACACUGAAGAUGUUGGGUAAAUACGCUAUUACCACGUGUUGCUCCAUGAUGUUCGCCUUCACAGCGGAGCUGUACCCAACAGUGCUCAGGAACACAGCAACAGGGACAUGCACUACUGUUUCAAGAUUGGGGUGCUGCCUUACACCAUUGUUGUUAAAGAUGAGUCUAUACUCUAAAUACCUUCCUUAUAUAAUUCUGGGGACUCUGGCUGUUGUUUCUUCUUUUGCUGCUCUAUUCCUUCCAGAGAGUUUUGGCCGCCCUCUACCGGAAACUAUUCAACAGAUGCACAAAAGAGAAAGGAUAACCUUUCCAUGCAUCAGUAGAAAAGAAACCUCUGUACCCACAGAACACCUGGACAGUCCACUAUGAUUAUUUGUUUACAGUUCUUAAGAUUUAAACAUUUGUCCUUUUUUUUGUUUUGUUUUGUUUGUUUGUUUGUUUGUUUUUUCUUAAGACAGACAAAAAGCUGUUUAUCAGGCAGGCAAAUCUCUUAAAUAAACAAGUUACAGAAUGUAUUUUGGUUACAUAAUGAAUAUAAAUACUGAUUUUUUUUUUCUGUUUUUUAUCUUAUUUAUGUUUUCAUAUACAAGCUAUGAAGCUUUUUAAAAAGCUGGUAAUACAUUUUUCAGUUGUCAAAUAAAAGUUCCAAAGUUCAUGUCUGUUGAGGACACCUGACAAGUGCCCAGUCAUACUGUAACUUUUUACUACCUUUGUAAUCUAUAACCUGGCAGUGACAAAAAAAAAGAACUUGAGAAGAUAUUUUAUGGCAUUUACCUGAACAGAAACACGUUUUUGUUACAGUUUGAAUAAGGAUCAGUUUGGGUCAAAUAUUAAUUGAAAUAUUGCAGUUAUUUGUUAUUGCAAAUAAAAUCAAUAAAAUGUUUGCAUAUCUAGCAGCUUUGGC